GCUGCAAGGUAGCAGAAAUACGCCUGGCGGUACCUGAUACUUCCCCAGACUCGCUAAAUCGCAAAUAAUUCUACUUAUCAAUAAUCAAAAUCAUGCAUUUUUUUACUAUAAAAAUUAAUGUCUCCUCCUAGGCUGUAUACUUAAUGGUCACCACUGAACAUCACUGACCACCAUAACGCGAUAUUUCAAUUCCGACCUUUCAAUGGCACACAACGCCGCGGUCACAUCGCCUCAUGUCGGGUGUGGAGCUUAUAUUUUCAACGUUAUGCAAUGCGACGUUUUGCGAAAACGAUCUUGGCAAUUCACUUACCGAUACAGAGUUAACAUUACGGCAAAAUGAAAUUCAGCAAAUGAAAAAUGCAAUCAAUGGAAAACACCUGAAAAUAGGCACGUACAAUAACUACCCGCUAAGUUGGACGGAGGGGUCAGACAAUGGCACAGUUAGCGGCCACGGGGUCGCGUUCGUUAUCGUCAACAUUCUGCGAGAGCAGUUCAACUUCACCUUCGAUGUGGUGGUUCCAGAACAGAAUGUCGAGUUGGGAGGGCGCCGACCUGAGGAUUCUUUGAUAGGACUGGUUAACAGCAGUAAGGUGGAUAUGGCAGCAGCAUUCUUACCAGUCCUCGUGAAGUUCAACAAGUUGGUGACGUUCUCCAACGACCUGGACGAGGGGGUGUGGAUGAUGAUGCUAAAACGUCCCAAGGAGUCAGCCGCCGGCUCUGGACUGCUGGCACCAUUCGCUACUUACGUUUGGUACUUGAUAUUAGCAGCAGUUCUAGUCUACGGCCCCUGUAUAUACCUCCUCACAUGGAUCCGGUCGAAGUUGAUCAAAGACGACGAACGCCCGAUACCUAUUUCACCGAGCGUUUGGUUUGUGUAUGGAGCUUUUAUCAAGCAAGGCACCACGCUGGCGCCUGAAGCAAAUACCACUCGUGUUCUGUUCGCAACAUGGUGGUUAUUCGUUAUACUGCUGUCUGCGUUCUACACAGCCAACCUGACCGCCUUCCUCACACUGUCCAAGUUCACGCUGGACAUAGAGAACCCUGAGGACUUGUACAAGAAGAACUAUCGUUGGGUCUCUGCUGACGGUGGUGCUGUACAGCAUACGAUUAUAAAUCCCGACGAAGACUUGUACUACCUAAGCAGAAUGCUGGCAAACGGUCGCGCACAGUUCCGUUCGUUGUCAGACGACCACGAAUUCCUGCCCAUGGUCUCUGGUGGAGCGGUGCUAGUGAAGGAGCAGACCGCUAUAGACAACCUCAUGUACAAUGAUUACCUGCGCAAGACCAGGGAAGGAGUUGAGGAAGCGGAGAGGUGUACGUACGUCGUCGCUCCGAAUGCCUUCAUGAAGAGGCGACGGGCUUUUGCGUACCCUAAGAACAGCACUCUCAAGAUAUUGUUUGAUACAGUGCUCUCUUAUCUCAUACAAUCGGGCAUAGUGAAGUUCCUGGAGCACCGUGAUUUGCCAAGCACCAAGAUCUGCCCGCUCGACCUGCAGUCCAAAGACAGGCAGCUCCGGAACAGCGAUCUCAUGAUGACUUACUUCAUCAUGAUCACAGGAUUGUCGGCAGCCAUUGCUGUUUUUAUUGGAGAAGUUGUCUUCAAACGGUACAUAAAAGUGGAAGUAAAGUUAGAAGACAAGGGAAGGAAAAUGAGAAGACGCAAGAACAAAGGCAUCAAACCAGAGAAAUACGACAGUAGCCGCCCUCCUCCAUACGACUCGUUGUUCGGAAACAAUCGGUACAGAUUCAACGAGGAAACCAAAAAGAAGAUAAUAAACGGCAGAGAAUAUUACGUGGUGAAUACAGUAGCUGGAGACGUGCGAUUGAUACCAGUUAGAACGCCAUCUGCAUUUCUCUACAGUUAACUAUGAUGAUGAGAGUAUACUAAGUAUACUAAAGUGGGCGGAUAAUUGUGCCUCUGAGUAUAAAAACGGCCGAGUGGAAUUUAUUUCUGCAUCCAAAGCCUAGGAGCCUAGCCUAAUUCAUCAAUUCAUUAACUGUCUUAGUACCUACCCAUAACGCGAGAGAAUCGCGGCGAUAUCGUCCUGCUACAUAUCUAUAUUUACUCUCUAUGAACGCGUCUCCACACAGCGACGACAUGGCAGCGAUACAACGAGGGGCAAUGCGUAACGUCGACGUAUCGCGGCGGUAUCGUCGCACGCUCGCUGCAGAACGCAACGCUCUCGCAGCGAGCGCACUGAUAAACGCAGCGUCAAAGCAUAACGCAUCGAAGGAAAUGGAUAAUCGCACGCUUGUGAUGACUCGACGAUAGAAGCGCGGACCCGUCGCGAUUCUCUCGCUCGUGGAGAUAGCGCCUUUGCUAGAUAGCGAUAUGUGUAUUGUCCAUAUAGUUAACUAAGUAUUACUAGAAUGAUACUUGGACUAAAACAUUUGCGUGGCACCAUCAUGAAAUAUAGGUAUGUUUUAUUCACAAUACACACUACUUAACAAAUAUUUCAGUGCGUGUAGAUUUAUCUGCGAUUG
Molecule: messenger RNA, 2484 nt
Organism: Bicyclus anynana (squinting bush brown)
Lineage: Eukaryota; Metazoa; Arthropoda; Insecta; Lepidoptera; Nymphalidae
Gene: Ir76b
Product: glutamate receptor ionotropic, delta-2
Exons: 9
Coding region: 234-1865 (543 amino acids)
Cellular component (GO): membrane
Molecular function (GO): ligand-gated monoatomic ion channel activity
Source: RefSeq, a predicted model, not a curated record